Cinara cedri is the source of this 3104-nucleotide messenger RNA. NCBI's taxonomy places the organism in Eukaryota, Metazoa, Arthropoda, Insecta, Hemiptera, Aphididae. The record is from the annotation of a GenBank genome assembly.
AUAAGACUUUUAACAUGGGUGGUUUCCAUAGAUAAUAUUGUUUCCGACUUGCCAUGUUAGUUUCAUAAUAUUGAAUAUUCAAUUUUGUCGUCAAUUUCAUCUCGCUGACGUUUAUGACAUAUUCUAGGAAUAUUGAUCAAAUUUUCGUAAUUUUACAGUUCUUGAAAGAACUAAUUUUUUCUAACAAGAUGGGUGUUGUUUCACAUUUUGUAAGUACCUCCUUAUUAAAAAUAUUGGCUUUUAACUUUUUAUACUUAAUAUAUUUCCAAUUAGUAAAUACCCAUCUAUCUAUCUUCUUUAUCUUCUUCCUUAGCAUACCAAUCCGUUCAACAUAUCCAUCACCAAACCUCUCCAAUUUUUUCUGUUGUAUACCUCGUCAAAAGUACCGUUUUCAUUUAUACUUUUGAUGGCAUGAGCUGUAAUAUCGACCAUGGGGUUCUAGGUCUUUUUAAUGGUACAUUUUAUGUUUAUUGUGUUUACCUAUACUACUUGCAGAACUUGUCAAUCCCCUCUCCUAAUACAUCUUAACCAUUCUAGAUGUUUGCUAAUUAUGUAUGAUAAAAUAUUUGGCCUGUUAUAUCUUUGGUCCCAGGGAAAAUAUGCUUAAGUCAUUUUUUUGUUUAUUUUAUAAUUUUGUCUUUUGGAAUUUUUUCAGCUUUAUUUAUUGGUGUGAAUGGCAUAAGUACAUGUAUUUUAGUUAAUGUAUGUAGUGUAUUAAUGUAAGUACAAGUGUAUUUAUUUUUAAAUUUUUAAAUUGCUCUUAUUGAAAACUAAGUACACAAAAUUAACUCAAGUUCUUAUUCCCUGAGACCAAAGAUAUAGUUUCUGUAGUUCUUGAUUUUUUAAUUUUUCAUACAUUUUUAACUGCAUUAUAUCUUGGUCCAUAUAUAUUUCUCAAUACCUUUCAUUCAAAGGUUAUUAAUUUUGUGCUGUCCUCAUUAGUAAGUGACCCUUGUUUCGCUCCCAUAUGUGAUUACUGGUUAUAAGUAACUAAGGUAUAGGAAUGUCUUUGAAUUUUGUGUUAAUAGUUUUAACUUAAGAAGUUUCAUAAUGGUAUAAUAACACUGGUUGCUACAUGCUAUUCGUUCAGUAAUUAUUUUGUCUUUUUCACUUUUUCGAAGCUAUAGUUAUGUCUUUACUAUCUAUGUUUGGGAUUCUUCUUGUUACCAUUAAAUAUUUAGUUUUAUCUUAAUUUAUGUGCAGACUUAUGGACUUGCUUUUAAAUGUAUAGAUGUACUUAUGAUUUCAUCUCUUAUCUUUCCUAUAAAUACUAUGUAAUCUGCAUACACCAAAAUUAUGUGUUUUCCACAUAUUUUCAUUUCUCAGUCAUCCUUCACAUCUCUAAUUACUUUUUCAAGUGAUAAAUAAAAUAGGCUAGGUGACAAGGCAUUUGCUCCUUGAAGACCCGAUUUUAAAAGUUUUAGACAUGUUACAUUCUUUUAUCAAGUUCAUGCAUAUUUCUAAGAUACUUAAUACCUCCAGUGCUUUCAAUAACUCUCCCCAGUCAAUAUUAUCAUAGGUUUAUUUUAGGUCUUUAAAUAUAAGGUGUAGUUCUUUAUCAAAUUCAUACUUGCCUCAGUAUAAAGGUAUGGUCCAAUGUUGAUUUGCUUUUUCUAAGAGUAAUGAUGUAAAUACUUAGUAACAUGUGUCAAGGAGAGAUAUUCCUCUAUACUUCUUUACUUUGGUUGGAUCUCCUUUUUUUUAAUACAGGAUUUAUUAUUACUGUAUUAUUUCAGUCCUCCGGUAUAAUGUCUUUGUCUGAUAUGAAAUCUUUAAUGUUUCUUCUUUUUUCAGUGAUUCAGCGACUACUCUUGCUAUAUAUAUAUUUAUCUAUACUCUAUAGAGUUUAAUAUUAUAAUUAAAAACACAUAUUUAGUUUAUAUCUCAUUGAGUUAGUUUAGAACUCAUCAAAUCAAAAAAAAAAAAAAAAAUACAUGUUUAACAGAGUUGAAAAUACAUCAAGUUAAACUUUUACAUUUAAAGAUUAUUAUGGAUGAUAUGGAAACAAAAUAAUAAUCUGAUUAAUCUUUAACAAUGUUGUUUUUUAUUAGAAAUAUAUUUUUUAUUUAAAAUAUAUCUUUUCUAUUAAUAAAACGAACUAUAAUUUUUAUUUGGUAUUUUUACCUAAACAUAUAAAUUUGUUUAAAUUCGUUUUAAUUGGGAUUCUUUUGAAAUCUUCUCUAAUGACCAAGUACAUUUUUUUUUUACAUUAUAUUUAAUUACUGUUUCUAUAUACAGAGUGAUUUUUUUUUUUACCGUGAACCAGCAAUUAUCUUGACAUUUUUUUAAGUUAAUUUGAUUUCUGUUUUUUCUAAUCAUUAUGGAAUCUUUUAAGCUUUAUUUUAAAACUAUUUUAAAUUUUUUAUCCCUUCUCCGUAUACCUUAAAUAAGUACAUACUUUUGAUUUUCAAAUAGGAACCCCCUCCUCUUUUGAACUCAGAUUUGAAUAGAAAAUAUUUUUCUAGAUAUGUUGAAAUGCAUAACAUUAAUAUCAGAUUUACCGUUUAUGAAUUAUAACAGUUUAAAGUUUAGACCAGAGGAGUAAGGAAAGGUAAUAAAUUGCCUAUGUGUAAUCCAUAUUAUAUAUAUAUCUGUCAGAUUGAUAUAACUAAUUUCUAGUAUAAUGUUCUUUACAGUGGAUGAAAAUGUUACAUUAUGUACAUUAAGUACUUUUAUGUGAUUAUACUAAUAACUGACUAUUAUUUAAUUUUUAGGUUGCAUUGGGCUUGGGUGUUUAUUCAGGAAUUUAUGUAGCACAAAAUUAUGAAGUAAGUUUAAUAUUAUAUUUUUUUAUUUGUUUCCUGAUAAUAGCUAAACACAUUUAUUUUAUUAUAGGUAGCCAAGGUCGAUGAGCCCAGUGUAGUUAUAGACAAAUUAAAAAGGUAUUUGGAAGAAAUAUUGAAGCCUAAAUCAUAAAUAUAAUAUAACUAUUGUGACAUUAAAAAUGUAAUAGUUUUAAACUAUCUAUUUGUAUUUGUAAAUAUAAAUUAAUAAAAACAAUAUAAUUAAAUACAUUAGUAAUUCUAACAUUAGAUAUAAACUUAUGUACAAUUUACAUUUUUGUCUUCUUAUUUUUAGUUUUUAUCUUUACAUAUCAUAGAUUA